GCAAAAACCCGCCCACCGCAUCAAACAACCAAGACCAACCAACCCACCAACAACCGCUGCCUACCUCCUCACUUGUAAACAUCUUCCCCCACCCCCCACCACAGCGCAGCGCAGCGCAGCAAAGACGGUCCAGCCAGCCACACCCGGCUCACGUCGUCCUUGGUGCUUUUGGAUCCACCCCUUAUCCUUUCUGUCGUUUUGGGUUCCUUGCUUCCUUUUUCAAUCAAAACAAAGACCAGCACAGCCAGCCAUGGCGGAGGAACUGCCAGACUUUGAGGCCUUGAAGAGGCAAACCAUGAUGCGCCUGACGGAAUUGUCUGUGAUGGACGAGGAGCAGCGCAUCGCCAUCUUCGAGAUGGUCAAGGACGGCUCAUUGACGGUCGAGGAGGCCGUGGCAGAAGUCAAGCGCACCCGUCCCAAGAUCUUCACCGGCCUCAAGUUCCUCGGCAGCUCGCCUGCGCUGCGGCCGAGGAAACAGGACGACGCCGCCAUAGCCUCAGUUGUCAGCAAGGCCCACGCCGCGCUGAAGAAGGCCAAGCCCACAAAGAUCAACCUCGUCGCCUCCACCCUGGGCAUCAAGCUGGAGACAGCCGCAGAGGAGGAGCUCAUCGAGAACAACGCCAUCCACACCAUCAUCCACGCCGCACCAGUGCCCGGCAGCAGCAAGCUGUUUGCUAUUGUCGUCCUGCAGUCGCGCAUGGGCCUCGUCUUCACGGACAUUGUCCAAGUGGCCAAGGCCAAGGAGGCCAAGGAGCUCGAGUCUGUCAUCAGGGACCGCCGCACCGCCGCGCGCAAGGCCGCCCUCGCCGCCACCUCCGCAUCCUCGCCCGCCUCCGGGUCAACCACCUCCGAGGGCGCAGCAGACGCAAGCAAGGACGAGUCGCGACGGCCAACACUGGCGGCGAGCCAGCCCGGAGCAGACGCGCAAGGCGGCGACGACGACAGCGACGAACUGCUCAUCUCCGCACACAUGCUGCACUACGUCGGCAGCGCGCCGGCGCCCAAGGACAAGGGCGAGGACGCCGUGCUGGCCGCGGUGGAGGCGCUGAGGGAGCAGGUGAAGGAGAAGCGGGGCCCAAAGGCAAAGGAGGUCACCGUGCAGGACGCAACGCCAGCCAUGCUGGUCAUCUCAACAGAGGGCCUGAAGAUUGUCGACCUCGCAAGCAAGGAGGUGGUGAGCACGUCCUUUAUCAAGGCCAUCUCCCACCAGCAGGUGUUUGGCGGGAAGAAGGCCGAGUUCUUCUGCUUCAUCGAGGUGGACGACAGGCGCAGCGCCAUCGACUGCCACGUGUUUCUGUGCGACCGCGGUGUCAAGAAGCAGGCCGACACCAUCUACAACGACGUCAUCAUCGCCGUGCAGGAGGCGAGGAAGCGGCUCGGCAACCCCUUCCGUCCCGCUGCGUCGUCCCGCAACCAGCAGGUGGGCGGGGCCGCCCCCAUCUUGGCGCCCUUGCAGGUUCCACGCCGCCAGCUGCGGCCCAUCAAGGCCAUUGGUGCAGGCCAGUUUGGCAAGGUGUACCUCGCCGCAUACGGGGACGAGGAUGACGAGGAGGUGGCGACCACCACGGCGACCAGCGACCCGGCAGCCGCCGGCGUGGACCUGCGGGCCGUCAAGCUGCUGCGAAAGUCGGCGUCCAGUGAGGACAAGGUCGAGUUUCUGCGAGAGGCGGAGACGAUGGUGCGACUUGGGCCGCACGAGAACCUGGUGCGGCUGAUGGGGGUGGUGGUUGGCCGCCUGCCGCUGCUGGUUGUGCUGGAGUACUGCCAGUACGGCGACCUCUCCGAUGUGCUCAAGGCGUGCCGCAAGAAGGGCAUGCAGCUGCGCUUUGCGGAGCAGCUGCACCUCAUCAAGCAGCUUGCGUCGGGGAUGCAGUACAUUGCGUCGCGCGGAUUUGUGCACAUGGACCUGGCCGCGCGAAACUGCUUGUUGCACCGCAACAGCGUGCUCAAGGUGGCUGAUUUCGGGCUGACGCACAAGCACGACGAAGGCAAGACGUACUACAAGCAGCGCGGCGUGCUCAAGCUCUCCGUGCGCUGGCUGGCCAUUGACGCCUUUGACCACAAAAUCUUCUCGGAGAAGAGCGACGUGUGGUCGUAUGGCGUGACCGUGUGGGAGGUGUUCACCUACUCCAAGCAGCCCUACACGGGCAACAAGCUGCAAGAGGUGCUGAAGAUGGUGCGUGGUGGCCACCGCCUGAGCCGCCCGUCGCGCUGCCCAGAGGAUCUCUGGCGCAUCAUCGCCUCGUGCUGGGACCGCGACCCGCGCCGCCGGCCCACCUUCCGCAAGCUGCUGCGCGGGCUGGAGCAGGUGGCGAGCGCACACGCGAGCGACGACGCGCUGCAGGAGGUGCGGGAUGUGGGCGGGCUGCUCAACCAGAACCUUACGGAGCAGAUCAAGGUCCUCACCCUCAAGAAGAAGAAGAAAUCGUCAGUUGCUGAUCCUAAGUCUGCGCUGAUGAAAGGCCUCACGGGAGUGGUCGACGAAGAGUGAAGAGGAUAACUUGUUCUCCACGCGAAAGCACAGCCGCCCUUCCGCCCACAGCAGCGGUGGUGGUGGUGUGAUGCAACGACGAUGCUGGUGGUGGGGAGAGCCAGAGAAUAGGCGAAUGAUGGUGGCGGCGGCGGGUGAAAUGGGAGCAUGACAUGUGAGGUUCGAUGUGAAUGAGAUGGCACGUGCGACAGCGAGCGAGUUGAGAGUGUUGCGCAUGGUGAGUGAGCGUGAGAAGCACACAAACAAAGGAGCAAAAAAAAAAAAAAAAACAUCAGCAUCGUCAUUGCAUGAUCAUUGGUUGUCACGCGCAUGUUCACUAGCGGAUGAAUUCGUUUCUUUGUGGUUACACAUUACCUGUCGUGCCUUGAAUCUGCCCUUCAUACACAUCCUGUUCGUUUUCAAUACACGUCAUAACAACC
Molecule: messenger RNA, 2910 nt
Organism: Salpingoeca rosetta
Lineage: Eukaryota; Choanoflagellata; Craspedida; Salpingoecidae
Product: TK/HMTK protein kinase
Exons: 3
Coding region: 251-2491 (746 amino acids)
Biological process (GO): positive regulation of kinase activity; multicellular organism development; protein phosphorylation
Cellular component (GO): signaling receptor complex
Molecular function (GO): transmembrane receptor protein tyrosine kinase activity; ATP binding
Source: RefSeq, a predicted model, not a curated record